ACGGAGCUCAGGAAAACAGGACUUGAAUAAGAGCUUGAUACCAGGCACUUAAAGCUUUAACUGGUCUCAGCCGCUUGGCGUAAGCGUCGCGUCUCCGCCGGGCGGACGGACACGUUAGCGGGGACAUCGCGGGGUUUCCGCGGUUCUCUACAGACGUGGAGAUGAAGGGGAAGGAGGAGCGGCGGCGGCCGGCGGCCCCGAAGAGGAGAAACGUGUCGCCGAGCAGCAGUGAUGAUGAGGACUCGGACGUGGAGAAGAACUUCGCUCUGCUCACUGAGGGAGGAGGAGGAGCUGAGGAGGAAGAGCAGCACCACGCAGGAGAAGAAGAACUGAGUGAUGAUGAUGAUGAAGAAGAAGGUUCUGAUGGUGAUAAUGAAGAGGAUGAGGAGGGUCUAGAUGGUGCCGAGGAAGAGUCUGAUGAUGAUGGUGGAAAGGAGGAGGAGGGUGAGGGAGGUUCAGACAGUGAAGCCUCUGCUGAUGAAGAUGAUGAUGAUGAUGAAGAGUCAGAGGACGCUGCUGGCAGCAGCGAGAGGCAGACGAGAGAAGACAUCAAAACAGAACUUUCCAGCAUGUCCUUUGAGGACAUCCUGAAGCUGCAGAACAAAGUGGGAACCAAAGUGUACAACGAGGUGGCCUACGGCGGCCAGAAGAGCGCCGAGAGCAGCAGGAAGAGACGCCCGAACAAGAACAGGCCCGUGGAGAUCUCAGCCAAGAAGGCGGCUCCGUUCCUCCGUCAGGUCGUCGCCGUCAGGAAGCCGACGUAUCGAGACCCGCGAUUUGACGACCUGUCGGGAGAGUACAAACCCGAGAUCUUUGAGAAGACGUACGAAUUCAUCAACCACAUCAAACACAGAGAGAAGGAGGCGGUGCAGAAACAGCUGAAGAAGAAGAAGAUGAGCAACCAGAGGAAGGAGAAACUGCAGUUCCUGCUGAAGAGGAUGGAGAGCCAGGAGCGAGCGAGGAGGAGCCGAGAGCAGCAGAGGGAGAGAGAGCUGCACUUCAAGAGGCAGCAGAGAGAGCGAGCCAAUCAGGGCGCACGGCCGUUCUUCCUCAAGAAAUCCGAGAAGAAGAAGCUGCAGCUCGCCGAGAAAUACGAGCAGCUGAAGAAGAGCGGCAAGCUGGAGAACUUCCUGAGCAAGAAGAGGAAGAGGAACGCCGUGAAGGACCGCAGGAAGCUGCCCCAGCAGCUGCAGAGGAAGAAGGCGGCGUGAGGCGUUCAGGGACACUAAAACGCCUGGAGGAGAAGCUGCUCGGCCUGUAAUGAGCCGCUUCAGCCUGCGGGUGGAGCUGUUCAACAGUCACAGGCUUCUCCAUCCCAGCAUACACGCACUCAAAAAAUCGUUUAGUUGAUCCUCAACUUUGACAGCAGGUUGAAUCUCACCUCAGGGUCGCCUGUGCGAACACUGAAAUGUCUGAGGUUGGAGAGUCCGUGAAUGCAGCGUCAGUGAGAAGGCUGCUGGUUGUUUCCCUGCAGAUGAGAGCAGAACGUUUUACAAACUAGCUGUGCAGAUGUUAUCGGAUCACAUGUGGUUCACCUCAGCACCUUUUUUGUUUUUUUGUUUUUUUAAUUAAAAUCUAUUUUGUGGGGGUUUUUUUGUCUGUACAAACAUGUCAAGUCAAAGUGAAAAACGAAGCGGGUGUAACGUUUAAGGUCUCAGAGGAACUUGCUGAUUGUAAUCCUACAAGUCCAAACUCAAACUUUUAAGAUUCUGCUUGUUUCUCUGUCAGAACAAAUAAACUAAAGAAACAAACGUGAAAA
Scatophagus argus is the source of this 1759-nucleotide messenger RNA. RefSeq names its product ribosomal RNA processing 36 (gene rrp36). NCBI's taxonomy places the organism in Eukaryota, Metazoa, Chordata, Actinopteri, Scatophagidae. The record is from RefSeq and is a predicted model, not a curated record. The transcript is spliced from 8 exons. Gene Ontology annotation, biological process: maturation of SSU-rRNA from tricistronic rRNA transcript (SSU-rRNA, 5.8S rRNA, LSU-rRNA). Bases 162 to 1211 code for a protein of 349 amino acids. Gene Ontology annotation, cellular component: nucleolus; 90S preribosome.